Messenger RNA from Gadus macrocephalus (Pacific cod), 2817 nucleotides. RefSeq names its product septin 5a (gene septin5a). The transcript has 11 exons. Gene Ontology annotation, biological process: regulation of exocytosis; cytoskeleton-dependent cytokinesis. The coding region runs from base 459 to 1589 and encodes 376 amino acids. Gene Ontology annotation, molecular function: molecular adaptor activity; GTPase activity; GTP binding. Gene Ontology annotation, cellular component: microtubule cytoskeleton; septin complex; synaptic vesicle. NCBI's taxonomy places the organism in Eukaryota, Metazoa, Chordata, Actinopteri, Gadiformes, Gadidae. The record is from RefSeq and is a predicted model, not a curated record.
CUUUCUCUCUUUCUUUUUUGUCCGUCUUGCUAUUUCUGUCCCGUUACACUCUCUUUCUCUCUCGCUCUUUGUUUUAUUAUCUCCCUGCCUCCCUUCUUUGUGAGAAUUCCUGUCUACCUGUCUGAACAGGGCACGGUGGGCAUGAGAACCGGGUGACAGAGAGAGACAGGGAGAAAGAGGGGGAGAAAAGGGAGGGAUGCCGGCGGAGGUGAAGUGGGAGGAACGCUAGUAAAGAGUGAAAACAGGAAGUAGGCUGCGGGGUGAGAUGAAUUAAGUGAGGGGGAACUCGAGGCGAGGACGUCUUCUACUCGGCUCACACACCGCUCCUCGCAUUUCUCUGGCUGGCUCUCCCCCCCUCCUCCCCCCCUUCCCCCUCUCACCUCGCACUGAGAGGUCUUUUGCUCCGCGGGCUAGUUUUUAACCCUUCUUUUUCCCGGUGGGUGUCCUUGUGGUCUGGUAUGGAUGCCAUCAUGCUUCAGGAGAAACUAGUGGAGCGUCUGUUGUGCCCGCGCGUCCGGACCGCCAGGCAGAAGGAGAAGCAGUAUGUGGGCUUCGCCACCCUGCCUAACCAGGUGCACAGGAAGUCUGUGAAGAAGGGGUUUGACUUCACACUCAUGGUGGCCGGAGAGUCUGGGAUGGGGAAGUCCACUCUGGUGAACAGCCUGUUCCUGACUGACCUCUACAAGGACCGAAAGCUGCUCAACGCUGAAGAACGUAUUAACCAAACUGUGGAGAUCAUAAAGCACACAGUAGACAUUGAGGAGAAAGGGGUGAAACUCAAGCUGACCAUCGUGGACACCCCAGGGUUCGGAGAUGCCGUUAAUAACAAUCAGUGCUGGAAGCCCAUCACAGACUACAUAGAUCAGCAGUUUGAGCAGUACUUUAGAGAUGAGAGUGGACUGAACAGAAAGAACAUUCAGGACAACCGAGUCCACUGCUGCCUGUAUUUCAUACCUCCUUUUGGACACGGGCUGCGUCCGGUGGAUGUGGAGUUCAUGAGAGCUCUUCAUGAAAAGGUCAACGUAGUUCCACUCAUCGCUAAAGCUGACUGCCUCACACCAAAUGAGAUCCAGAAGCUCAAAGACAGGAUACGAGAGGAAAUUGAGAAAUUUGGCAUUAAAGUGUACCAGUUCCCCGAGUGUGAUUCUGAUGAGGACGAGGAGUUCAAACAAAUGGAUAAAGAGCUAAAGGAGUGCACUCCCUUCGCGGUGAUCGGCAGCAACACAGUGGUGGAGGCUCGGGGCCAGAGAGUCCGAGGCAGACUGUACCCCUGGGGCAUCGUGGAAGUGGAGAACCAAUCCCACUGUGACUUUGUGAAGCUGAGGAACAUGCUGAUCCGCUCUCACAUGCACGACCUGAAGGAUGUGACCUGCGACGUGCACUACGAGAACUACAGGGCCCAGUGUAUCCAGGAGAUGACAAGUAAACUGGCUCAGGACAACCGGAUGGAGAGCCCCAUCCCCAUUCUGCCCCUGUCCACUCCGGAUGCGGAGACAGAGAAACUCAUCAAGAUGAAGGACGAAGAGUUGAAAAGGAUGCAAGAGAUGCUGAACAAGAUGCAGCAACAGAUGCACGAGAAAGAUCAGUGACGGCUGACAGUGCGCAGAGCUGGUACUACAGCGACACCUGCUGUACAAGGCCCGAACUGCAGUCAGACUUUGCAGCGGCACUUAACGCAACUCAAAACAAGUGAUAUAUUUUGACAAGUGACAGCUACAUGUGAUCUCAUGGUACUUGGUGCUUUGUAUAUUCGGUCUGCCUGAAAGACUGUGCUAUAUUGGAGGGUAUUUUUGGAGCCUUUUCCCCAGUUUGGUUGGACCCCCUUGCUGUGGUUAGUUCUAACAUAUAUAAUAUAAAUGUGUAAUUUAAAUUACUACUCAAUGUUUCUAAUUUAUAAAUUCUAUGCUAAACUUUUUGGAUAUUUCAUCAGGGUAUGACUAUUUGUGCUAUAAAAUGCUUUGUAAGGUAGCUUAGUUUUAUGAUGUUUGCUAAACAUAGUCUUUUUUAUUGUGUGUAUGUGAGCGUGAGUGCAAGUGUGUGUGUGUGUGUGCGAAACAUCCUCCAUCUCCUAUAAAUAUUGUCUGAUAUAUAUAUUCUUAAGAGUCCGUCCAUAAUGCAUUUUUGUAGCGUUACUACAAUAACUUUUAUUUUAACUGAUUCAUAAGAACAAAAAAAAAAAGAUGUUACCCUUGUUUAUUGUGUUUGACUGCCUGAACAUUUUCUUUCAAUCUUUUUACAUUUGCCGGUCUAUUUUAAAAUGCACUUAUUGCCAGUGGCUAAAUGUGAACGAAAGGGCUUAUGAGGUUGCUACGGUCACGUGCGUAGUGCAUGUGAGAGCAUGCUACAGUUAACUCUGUCGCUGGUUAGUAUAACCAUGAGACCUGACCAGACCCUGUGUCUCCUUCAAAUGCAUCAUGAUCUUUGUUUUGUUGAAGCAUACAUACCGGUUAAAUAUAUAGAUCAAACCUAAGGAACAAGUUGACAUUUCUCUAUUUACAACGCAAGUUUUGUGUGUGAGGAGAUACAUUGUAAAGUGUUUGUUUGUGUGUGUAUGCGUGAGUGAGCAAACGUAUGUGUGCAUGCGCUUGUAUGUGUGUGUGUGUGUGUGUGUGUGAGUGCGAACGUACGAGCGUGUGCACACAUAUCUGUGUGUGUUCACAUGCGCUUUGGUGUGAUAAAAGUGCUGUAUCCUACCUGUUCCACCCUUAAGGCUGUGACCUCCAUCUGCCUGAGCUGUGCUGUAGGUCUCAGGUUGUCACUUGUUCCCGAGCUAUGACCCUAUGGCAAAUAAACAGACUGGAAUCACAAACCUUUGAA